UUGAGUUUCUAAAUAAAAUUUACUAAAAAAACUAAGAGAUAAUCGACGUAUUUAGCCAGAAGUUUUCAACACUUUUGAGUGUAUAUAAGGAAUCACAAUAACUCUUCCACACCACCCCAGCCAAAACCCUUUCUCAUUCUUCCUCAAAUCUUUUUCAUUGAGAUGGAAGAAGUUCAAAUCAUCUCCACAUGUUUAGUCAGAUCAACAUCAAAUGAAUCAAUCUGUGACAACAACACUCCUAAAGUUUCUAAAAUUGAUAUGACACCAUGGGAUUUACAAUUCCUCCUUCUUAACACUGUCCAAAAAGGUCUCCUAUUUUACAAACCAAAAGAAGAAGAAAACACCCUUGUCAUCAAAUCAACAUUCAUUGACCCCUUAAAAACAUCCCUUUCUCACACUUUACACUUUUUUCCUCCGUUAGCCGGCCGUUAUUCAACUGUUAAAAAUGCUGACGAUGACACGGUUUCUUUCUUCAUAAACUGUAACAACGCUGGCGUGGAAUUCACCCACGCUGUUAGUCCAAAAUUAACUGUAUCUGCAAUUCUUUCUUCAUCAACUUUAAUAACACUGUUUCCGCUCAAUAAUGUUCUUAAUAUUGAAUGUGUUACUAAGCCUUUACUUGGUGUACAAGUAACAGAACUUGUUGAUGGGUACUUUAUUGGGUGCACCAUGAAUCAUGGCUUAGUAGAUGGGACUUCUUUUUGGCAUUUCUUGAAUUCUUGGUCCGAAAUUUCUCGUGGGUACGAAGUUAUUUCCAAGUUCCCAGUUUUAGAACGUUAUUUUCCUGAGAAAAUGGAUGUUCCCAUUCAUCUUCCCCUGAAGUUGGAUGAUGAAAAAUUGUUUGAAAAAACUGAAGUUCCAACAUUGGUGGAGAGGAUUUUUCAUCUUAGUAAAGAAAAUAUAGCUAAACUCAAAGAAAAAGCAAAUUCUGAAAUGGGCACUAAAUCUAUUUCUUCUUUGCAAGCUCACUUGGCUCAUUUGUGGCGCUCAGUUACUCGUUGUCGCAGACUUGAUGCUGAGGAAGAAGUCGUCAUCACCCUUAUCAUAGGUACAAGAUCGAGGCUAAAUCCUCCUCUUCCAGAAGGGUAUUUUGGAAAUGCACUUCAUUUCAAGCAAGUAAAGACAACUGCAGAGGAGUUGCUGGAAAAUGGAUUAGGAUGGGCUGCAAUGCAAAUGAACAAGAUGGUUGUUUCUCAAAAUUCUGAAGAAGUGGUGCAAAUGUACAAAGGUUGGGUUGAAAAUCCAAGUUUAAUCAGUAAGGGUUCAGUAUAUGGGGGGAAUACUAAAUUGGCCAUUGGUAGUACUCCAAGGCAUAGUAUUUAUCGUACUGAUUUUGGUUGGGGAAAACCAAUUGGUGUGAGGAGUGGGAUGGCAAAUAAAAGUGAUGGGAAAAUUACUUUAUUUCCUGGUGCAAAAGAAGGAAGUGUAGAUAUUGAAGUUUGUCUUUCACCUGAGACUUUGCAAGCAAUGGAGAAUGAUCAAGAAUUCAUGGAAGUUGUAACUAAGAUUUAAAAAUUCCUUAGUUUUGUCAUGUUGUAUUGCUUAUUUACUUUGAUUAAUCAGUAAUAAAUACUUUUGAAUAAGAAAAUAACAAA
This is a messenger RNA of Lycium barbarum (goji berry), 1595 nucleotides long. RefSeq lists its product as uncharacterized. NCBI's taxonomy places the organism in Eukaryota, Viridiplantae, Streptophyta, Magnoliopsida, Solanales, Solanaceae. The record is from RefSeq and is a predicted model, not a curated record. The transcript has 2 exons. The coding region runs from base 163 to 1512 and encodes 449 amino acids.